Molecule: messenger RNA, 1353 nt
Organism: Sander lucioperca (pikeperch)
Lineage: Eukaryota; Metazoa; Chordata; Actinopteri; Perciformes; Percidae
Exons: 4
Coding region: 150-644 (164 amino acids)
Biological process (GO): autophagosome assembly; positive regulation of DNA-templated transcription
Cellular component (GO): nucleus; autophagosome
Source: RefSeq, a predicted model, not a curated record
GACGCACGGAGGAGGACUCUCGCCGAUAAACAACUUUGAGAUCAAAACAAUCUCUGAAGAACAGCAAGAGAGCGGGGAUCCUUUCUGUACAACGACCACACCCGAAGACAAACACUUUAUUUUGGUCGGAUUGCAAUAGAGGCAUAAAGAUGAUCGGAAAGAUUCUUUCUCAUCUGCUUGGGAACGCCGGGGAGGACUUUGAGGCAGCAGAGGACACUUACGAGGAGCUGAUGGAGUUUGAGGAGGGAGGAUGGGUGCUUGUUAAUCUCCCAGAGAGCAGGCUGCGAUCAGCCCCUGAGGUGGAUCCCCUGGAGAACCUGCUGAUCGAGCACCCCAGCAUGUCUGUCUACCAGAUGAGCUGCAGGAUGAGUGGAGAGGAGGAGGAGCUGGGCUCUGAUGAAGAGGACACCUCCAGGCCUGUGGCAGUAAUGCCGCACAUAUCGUGGCGUCUGGCUGCCUGGGGAAUCCCUCUGCCCUGCAACGUCCAGCUGCUGGCUGUCCAGAGGGCCAGGGCCCAGGCUGAGCAGAGGAAGCUGAGCCGCGGCGCCCUCCACAGGCACAACCUGGCUAAGAUGCGAUUCUCCCCGGCAGAGAAACGCUACGGACACUUCAAGCAGCCCUGCCAGCGCCUCUACAACUACUGAACAGGAGUGAUGGGACUGCGUGUGAGAGGGUGUGUUUCCAGUUGCCUCUACCAUAGCUAAGUUGUGCAGCACAGUGCCUUGACUCUGAAUUUACUCAGGUUUUUUUUUUUGCAAUCGUUUCACCUCACACAGUUCAACUCUGCGUAUCCUCCAAGGCAAAGCAUGUGAGAUUCACCUAUUCCGGUGCAGUAAAAUGAUCGAACAUCAGACAAAUGAACCACACACGUGUUUAUUUUGAUUUGAAUACAGGCAACCUGUACUGCACCCCUUGCACCUGAAACCCCCGAGAUCUCCUGAUCUCCCUCCUCGUGAUUGACACGGUCUGUCCCUCAGGUUGGAAAGCAUUAGUAACGCACCGUUACUUUCAAAUAAAAGCCUUUGUACAUUAUGAAAAGACAGUUGAGUGGUUUAGAUUGAUUAGAUAUUAGUAGGAAUAGGGCUUAUAGGAAGUUGGAGGUGUGUGAAAGUUAUUCUAAAAGUUGUUACUGUGUGACACUGAUCCAAAUCUGAAAACUUCAAACCUGUAGAGAAAUUAGCUCGAAAAGAGUUAACUAUGAUGCAGUUGGAUCACGGCAUGUUUUUUUUCACUGGUUAUGCGUGAUUGUGUUCAGUAUGUUUUAUAUCACGUGCCUUAGCUUUAGACGUUUUUUUUGUGACAAUGUAAUAAAAGCUUAUUUCAUAUCACGGUGACCUGUACGGUAUUCAUGUC